GUCGUGUAAAUGAAGUUGAAUGGCGGCCCGGUUCCGUCUUACAUGCGUCCGAAUAACCGGGGCGUGGUUUACCGAAGAGUCAGUCCUGUCAGAUCUGGAUCGUGGGGCGGCACCGAAGCUCCGGGGCGGAAACUAGAGGUGAUGUCAAGAUAGACGAUGAUAACCGUCAGUAAUUGCCACUUUUGUCAGCCAAACACCGUCACAUCGCCAUGAACCAUUGAAAUGUCGCCUUCGUUAAUGUCUGCAUAAAUGAUUCCAAAUCCUUACACACUCCUUAUAAACCUAUCUCGUCCCCAAACAUAACGUUCCGCCGUUGAUGCUCUGUCGCAACGCCCUACGCAGAGCUGUCCCGCGCUCACCACCAGCAUCACAUCUACCAAGACUCAAGCAGAUGGCUGCCCAUAUUUCUAAUGGUAACGGCGCAUUAUCGCCAGCGUCCAGCUACGAAGGCGCGACACUUGCGGAUCUUCCCAAGUCAUGGCAUUUUACCGAAUCUCUUCCCGCCGAUUCCAUCUUCCCAACGCCUGCCGACUCCCACAAAACUCCCCGAGAUCAGAUUACACCUCGGCAAGUUCGCAAUGCCGCAUACACCUGGGUCCGGCCUGCCGAGCAGAAGGAUCCGGAGCUACUGGCCAUCAGCCCAGCUGCGUUGCGCGAUUUGGGAAUCAAGUCUGGUGAAGAGUCCACCGAUGACUUUAGACAGCUAGUAGCUGGGAACAAGUUAUAUGGCUGGGAUGAAGAGAAGCUCGAGGGCGGAUAUCCCUGGGCUCAAUGCUACGGAGGCUUCCAAUUCGGACAAUGGGCUGGCCAACUAGGCGAUGGCAGAGCUAUUUCUCUCUUUGAAACCACCAACCCUGCCUCUGGCGAGCGCUAUGAGCUUCAACUCAAGGGUGCUGGCAUGACACCUUACUCCCGGUUCGCUGAUGGAAAGGCUGUCUUACGAUCCAGUAUCCGAGAGUUCAUUGUCUCAGAAGCACUCAAUGCCCUCAAGAUCCCCACUACCAGAGCUCUAUCACUUACGCUUCUGCCAGAUUCAAAGGUUCGUCGAGAGACGAUCGAGCCGGGCGCCAUCGUUCUACGUUUUGCACAGUCGUGGUUGCGUCUUGGUAACUUUGAUAUCCUUCGAGCUAGAGGAGACCGUAAGCUCAUUAGACAACUGGCCACAUACAUCGCCGAGGACGUAUUUGGUGGCUGGGAUAAGCUGCCAGGUCGACUUGAAGACCCUGACGAGCCUGUUAAAUCAUUGGACCCCAAGCGUGGAGUUUCUUCUGAGACUAUUGAAGGAGAUAAUGGUUCUGAAGAGAACAGAUUUACGAGAUUCUAUCGUGAAGUUGUACGGCGCAAUGCCAAAGUGGUGGCCAACUGGCAAGCUUAUGGGUUUAUGAAUGGUGUUUUGAACACGGACAACACCUCGAUCUACGGGCUAUCAAUAGAUUUUGGUCCAUUUGCUUUCAUGGACAAUUUUGAUCCUGCAUAUACACCCAACCAUGAUGAUUACACCCUUCGUUAUAGUUACAGAAACCAACCCACCAUAAUCUGGUGGAACCUCGUUCGUUUUGGUGAGGCAAUCGGUGAACUGAUGGGGGCAGGCGCCAAUGUUGACGAUUCAACUUUUGUCAACGAAGGUGUUACCAAAGAGCAAGAGGCUGAAGUAGUGGCAAGGGCCGAGAAGCUUAUUACACAGGCUGGAGAAGAGUACAAGGCAGUGUUCCUCGCAGAGUACAAACGACUCAUGACUGCUCGUCUGGGUCUGAAGACACACAAGGACUCUGACUUUGAUAUCCUUUUCAGCGAGGCUCUCGACACUUUGGAGGCCCUAGAACUUGACUUUCACCACUUCUUUCGUCGUCUCAGCAAGAUCAAGUUGCAGGAUAUUGCCACGGGAGAAGCACGUAACGAGAAGGCGUCUGUGUUCUUCCACAAAGAAGGCCCCCCAACAACUAUUUCCGAAGAGGAUGCCAGAGCGCGUCUUGCGAUCUGGCUUGAAAGCUGGCGCGAGCGUAUCAUCGAAGAUUGGAAGGACGAGGGAGAGGACGUCUCAGAAUCCACAGACAGUGACAGAAUCGAGGCGAUGAAGCGAAUGAACCCCAACUUCGUUCCUCGCGGUUGGAUACUUGAUGAGCUCAUCCAACGGGUUGAGAAGGACGGUGAGCGAGAUGUGCUGAACCGCGUCAUGCAUAUGUCUCUCAAUCCAUUUGAAGAUCGCUGGGAUGGCGAGACAUUCGAUGGAAAGACGUAUAAUGGCGAUAAGGAUGAGGAGCUCCGAUGGACAGAUGAUCCCCCAAAGACCGAGCGAGCUAUGCAAUGCAGCUGCAGUUCAUAGAUAACUACAUAGACCCAAAAUGGAGACACGUACACUUUUCGGUUCAUGCAAAAUUUACAACUACUCUAAGUAUUUGGUUGGUGAUAUGUAACGACCGGCGGUAAGAGGCAGCGGUCAUGGAGAUUGGUUACUCUUCCAUGCUUCCAUAAACGGCGUGAAUAUUGAUCUUGAGCACAAGAUAGAGGAAGACUCGACUGAAGCAACAGCUCUACCGAAGCAGAUCUGUUGCGCAAGCUCACCUACAAUAAAGUGUGCCCGUGUACAAUUAAUUUGGUAGAAGGAGAAAAAUUCAAAAAGCUCCAGCAGCGAAAUGCAAAAUAUGAGGUAGGAUCC
Molecule: messenger RNA, 2656 nt
Organism: Fusarium odoratissimum NRRL 54006
Lineage: Eukaryota; Fungi; Ascomycota; Sordariomycetes; Hypocreales; Nectriaceae
Exons: 2
Coding region: 317-2323 (668 amino acids)
Source: RefSeq, a predicted model, not a curated record